Messenger RNA from Plasmopara halstedii, 708 nucleotides. RefSeq names its product uracil phosphoribosyltransferase. The coding region runs from base 1 to 708 and encodes 235 amino acids. The transcript is spliced from 7 exons. The record is from RefSeq and is a predicted model, not a curated record. NCBI's taxonomy places the organism in Eukaryota, Oomycota, Peronosporomycetes, Peronosporales, Peronosporaceae. Gene Ontology annotation, biological process: uracil salvage. Gene Ontology annotation, molecular function: uracil phosphoribosyltransferase activity.
AUGAAGGCAGACAUGCGUGUGGAUAACAAGAAGUACGGGCUCGCUGAAGAAAGUAAGGUCUGGUGCGCCACGCACCCAGUGUUGCGUCAUAAGCUGACCAAGCUGCGCGACGAGCGCACUGACUGUCGCGCCUUCCGCUAUCUGCUGCGAGAAGUGACUUUCUACCUUGGGUAUGAUGCGACUGACGACUUGGAGACGAUUCCAAAACAGAUAAAAACUCCGAAAGGCGAUCACCAGGGCGCUGAAUUGUCAACAAAUGUGGCACUUGUGCCAAUUCUUCGCGCAGGAUUGGGAAUGGUAGAUCCAAUGCUCGACAUUCUGCCGAACGCUUCAGUGCACCACAUUGGAAUGUAUCGAAACAAACAAUCAUUGCUGCCAGUUCAAUAUUAUAAUAAGCUCCCGAAGGAGUGUGACGUAGACGUUGCAAUAAUCCUCGAACCUGUCAUCGCCACCGCUGGCACGAUUGUUGCGACACUGGCCGUUCUUAAGACUUGGGGCGUCAAGAAAAUUAAAGUUGUGAGUGCGAUUGCUUCUAAGCAGGGUCUGCAAGAGGUUUGCGCUAAGAAUCCGGGAGUGGAGAUUUUUCUGGCUGCAAUUGACGAUGAGCUUAGUGAGGAUGGCUAUAUCUUGCCCGGUCUUGGCGAUGCUGGCGAUCGUGAAUUCCACACAAGCGCACAGAAUGGACAAACAUAUUUCCUAAAACCAUGA